Molecule: messenger RNA, 1695 nt
Organism: Magallana angulata
Lineage: Eukaryota; Metazoa; Mollusca; Bivalvia; Ostreida; Ostreidae
Exons: 5
Coding region: 44-595 (183 amino acids)
Source: RefSeq, a predicted model, not a curated record
GAAAAACGUAUUUCGUUAUUCAUCGAAAAACGAUUAUCAUAAAAUGUGGAAUAUUACAAAGCAUACAUUAAUUUCAAUGAUAUGGAUUCCUAUGCUUCAAACCUUAUUCAUCGAAGAAGGACAAGCUGCGUGUAUUGUGGGCUACCUGUGGGAUCAAACAAUCCAGAAAUGUAUACCCUGUGGUCCUGGAUAUUAUGGAAAGAACUGUGAAGACAAAUGCCCGUUUCCACUUUAUGGACUAAAAUGUUUUUUAAGCUGCAACUGUGCUAAGAGAGUGUGCCAUCAUGUGGAUGGUUGUAAACAACUUCCAGAUGAAUAUACCAAGACAUCGGCGCCUAUUUCUUUUGAAAGAAGUACCAUACAAUCACCGUCAACGAUAGCAUCCAGUCAAAAAACGGGUAUGUUUGAAGAUACGAUGUUCGACACAAAACAAAAUCAAACGAUGCUUCAUCCAACAAACACAACAGAAAACAAGUGGGUACGCUCCGUUAUGUUCGGAAUAAUCGGACUAGCAGCAGUGUCAUUUUUCUUGACAAUGAUAUACCUCUACACACAUAAACAGUGGAGACGUCAAAUUACCACGAGGACCUUAUAGUGGGUUUAAAUAAAAGUGAAGCAAUUCAGACUUUAAUUGUUUUUAUACUGGAUAUAGAAGCAACUGGAUUAAUGCAUAAUUGUAUUGCUCUGAGGACUUUAUACCGGGUAUAGAGACAAAUUGAACAUACAGAAUGUUUUGCUAUGACUACUUUGGUCGAGAUGUGAUCAAAUCCAAUAAAGCCCGAAUCGCUUUAUGAUAGAUUUGAUCACGUCCCGACAGAAAUUAUCACCAUAUAAUAUUCAAAUAAUGAUUCCUUAACUACUUAUAUUUAUAAAACUUUAAGGCAUCGUACGAUUAAAUAUUUAAAUAUAAAUAAGCAAACCCCGCUGGCACCUAUAUUUGGCGUCAUUUAAAGUUAUUGGUUAUGUAGUACAACAUUGAUAAGUAGUGUUAUCACAGGCAAAUACACUGGAAAAUGUAAAUAUAAUGAAAUAGUUCCAUGUUUAGAACUAACGAUUCCUAACCGUGAAGCGCUGAGCAUUGUGUCAUUUAGUUUAUUUUUUCGUUGAAUGCAACUAGAUUUGAUUUGUCAGCUUGCUCGUAUUGCAUAUCAUUGAUAUAAAUAUAUCGAGUAAAACCAUUUAAACAUCGUUUCCCGUGUAAAGUACUUCUAUUUUAUCUUAUAACGUCAACAGCAGAAUCCUGAAAAAAGAAACGACAACCUGCCAUUGGCUAAUAUAUUUAGUGAAUUAGAAUUUGUAUUUAAGUUGUCUAAAUGUUUCUAUUCUGAAUCAUUCUUACAUUGUUUGAAACGUGCCUACGUUUAAUAUGUGGGUACAGGAUUUUAUUUUUUGUGUGCAAUGUGUUUUUUUAAGGAUUUAAUUAAUGACUAAAGUUGCUCAGUUGACAAUUUGAAUGAUUUAUUUAAAUGAAAUUGCUACUACGGCACGCGAUGCAUGGAUAAAACAAUCAUUAAAUUCUUUUUUUUUUCGGCAAUAGUUGUGGCUAGUGUCUGGAUAUAUCGCUGUAAUAUAGUCUACAAGUAACCUACAGCAGAUUUUAAAAGCGAAACAAAUAUACACUAAUGAUACUUUUAUAUAUUAUGUUACAUUCGAGACACUUUGGAACUGUAAUUUUACGUUGAUGAAACUUAUAAA